AUGGCGGCUGCAAAUGCUGUGAGGCCUGAGGCCUGGUACAUGGAUGACUCUGACGCAGACCAGCGGUUGCUGCACAAGCUGGAGCCGAACCAGCCCAGGCCUGAGGCCUGGUACAUGGACGAUUCUGAUGCAGAUCAGCGGUGGUCGCACAAGCUGGAGCCAAACCAGCCGGUGUCUCGGGAGCAAUUGGCGGAGCUUGGGGUGGUGCACUGGGUGCUGGACGCAGACAAGUAUGAGACGGACCCUGAGUUGCAGCAGAUUAGAAAGGACAGGAACUACAGCUACCAGGAUCUCAUCACGGUGAGCCCCGACAAGCUGCCCAACUACGAGGUCAAAAUCAAGAGCUUCUUCGAGGAGCACAUUCACACCGACGAGGAGAUCCGGUACUGCCUUGACGGCAGUGGCUACUUUGAUGUCCGGGACGCAAAUGACAAGUGGAUCCGCAUCCUGGUCCGGAAGGGCGACAUGAUCGUGCUGCCAGCGGGCAUGUACCACCGCUUCACCCUCGACGAGAACAACUACAUCAAGGCUCUGCGGCUGUUUGUUGGCGAGCCAGUAUGGACUCCCAUCAACCGGCCGGUGGAUGAUCACCCCAUCAGGAAGUCGUACGUGGACGCAUUCGUGCAUAAGGCCCCAGCAGUGUCCGUGAAUUGAGUUCGAACAGUCAGCAGUUGUCAAAGUUUUGAAAGAUUAAAACCUUCAGGUAAGGUUUGUUUAUAAACGAGAAGCAUUUUCGUACAAGUUAGUAGCUUUACAGACUGUGAGUGCUUUGAUGGCUUGAUGAUUUUUGUGAGUGACUUGACUAACGGAUAUUUGGACAUGCCGUCGUGAUUAGGUUGAUGUUGCGACCAUUUUUAUAACAAAGGCUUGCCCCUACGGUUGGUAUAGCUAACAUGUUAUGAGGGGCGAGGGACUCUAUCGGCAUCUUACGGCAGGAUGGCCACUUUCAGGAUAAACCAAAACCACCCCACUACCGAGCCCGGUCAACGACCAGGCUUUGCUUUAGUUUUUGUGGAUGCAUACUGACCAAUAUUUUUGUCCCGAACUUUUCUCAACUUCCGCGCUCGUCGGAGCUGAUCGUACAAUUACGUUUCAA
Klebsormidium nitens is the source of this 1096-nucleotide messenger RNA. NCBI's taxonomy places the organism in Eukaryota, Viridiplantae, Streptophyta, Klebsormidiophyceae, Klebsormidiales, Klebsormidiaceae. The record is from the annotation of a GenBank genome assembly.